This is a messenger RNA of Aspergillus niger, 1656 nucleotides long. RefSeq lists its product as uncharacterized. Gene Ontology annotation, biological process: protein phosphorylation. Gene Ontology annotation, molecular function: ATP binding; protein kinase activity. The transcript has 4 exons. Bases 1 to 1656 code for a protein of 551 amino acids. The record is from RefSeq and is a predicted model, not a curated record. NCBI's taxonomy places the organism in Eukaryota, Fungi, Ascomycota, Eurotiomycetes, Eurotiales, Aspergillaceae.
AUGGACCCAGUAUCUCUCGCUCUGGCGGUGGUCAGCGUGACAGACCUCUGCUUCAAGUACGGGAACAGACUUAUCGGCCUAUGUCGUCAAUACCAGAGCCUGGCCUCUGACCUCGCUGAGAUUAUCCUAUCGAUUCAGGCAGCCUGGAUAAAAAUGGACAUCCAGCUCAAGUCGCUGCGAUCUCUUUGCGACAAGCUGGACUACCCAUUACUUUUGCUCUACCAUGAUGCGCUAACCCUACUUGAGGCCAAGCUCGCCAAAGCCACUGACAGCUUCCAGGUCAUUCAACGAAAGAAUAACGAGGCUUUUCAUGUACACCAGAAGCUCAAGGCCGUAUACCUGAAGCGCGAGCUCAGCCAAACGGUCGAGGAUCUUGAGGGGUGGCAAAGAAGAUUCGACCCAUCCUGGUAUCUCAUCACCAGGAUUGCCGACCCGGACGUUGAUAGGCGGCUGCGCGAUGUUCGCCGCAGCCAGCAUACGCACCCGUCCUCGUCGACCUUCCCAUCACCUGCUGCGCGGCUGACCUGGAUGCGAGAGUCCAUCCAGCAAAUUUCCCCUCAGAGCCUCCCGUCUGACAGUGAUGGACCAAACUUCAAAGAUGCUGCUGCGGUCAGUAGUGGGAUGUACAGGGUGGAAGGAACUGAUGCAUACCUGUCAAGAUUGAAUAACACACCUCGCCGUGUCCUCCUCGACCCAGCGAACCUCCACCUAGGCCACGCUCAGAGUCAGAUAUCUCCAGCGACAUUGAGGCAGAACAUUCGCGAUCUAGCAAGACUACUCCGGCAUGUUGACCCAUCGACAUUUCACCUCUUGCGAUGUGACGGCAUCGUCGAACUUCCAACCACCCAGGGAAACCAGUUCCAUCUACUGUUCGAGAUCCCUCAAAACCUGCAGCUAUCGAAACCCAAGGCCUUGAGGAGCCUUCUGCCGCACACAGGCAACGGUAAAAAAUGCUCUUUAACCCAACGACUUUUGCUAGCAAAGCAACUCGCGCACUCAGUCAUGUUCGUGCACGCCGCCGGCUUCGUGCAUAAGAACAUCCGCCCGGGGACAAUCAUCGCCUUCCAAGACGACACCAGCGACCGUCUAGGUCCCUCAUUCCUGAUCGGCUUCGAGCGAAUCCGGCGGGCAGAAGGCCGCACCGACAAAUUUGGGGAUCUAGACUGGGAAAAGAACCUCUACCGCCAUCCCCUCCGCCAAGGUCUGCAGCCAGAGGAGAUAUUCGAGAUGCGACACGAUAUUUACAGUCUUGGCGUAUGCUUGCUCGAGAUUGCGCUGUGGGAAUCAUUCGUCAAUUUCGAUAGUCGGGGGCAAGUAACCCCCUGGUCCGGCCUAAAUAUCACAGCAGCCCUACAGGAUACAGACCAGCGCCGCGGCGCCUUCGCCGUCAAGGAGCGGCUGGUGGACAUGGCCAGGGAUGCGCUGCCGAGUUUGGUCGGGGAGCGGUUUACCGGGAUUGUCCUUGCUUGUCUGUGCUGCCUGGACCAGAGCGUGGAUAAUGCUUUGUGGGACCCGAAGGAAUUGCAGGAUCGAGAUGGGAUUGUGGUUGGAGUCAAGUAUAUUGAGAAUGCAGAUAAUGUCAUUGGCACAGUGACUGAUAGUCAUGACGACUAUACGGGAGCGUACAUUUCCAUCAACCGCUCCACGUCUCCUUGA